Neolamprologus brichardi is the source of this 889-nucleotide messenger RNA. RefSeq names its product chromosome 12 C12orf43 homolog (gene c12h12orf43). Gene Ontology annotation, biological process: negative regulation of Wnt signaling pathway; Wnt signaling pathway; Spemann organizer formation. The record is from RefSeq and is a predicted model, not a curated record. Lineage: Eukaryota; Metazoa; Chordata; Actinopteri; Cichliformes; Cichlidae.
AUGUGUUUCAUCAUGGCGGCCCCCGCUAAAAAGAUGGUUGGGGUUUCGGACGACUCCAGCAGCAGUGACGACGAAGUACUUAAAAGAUGUCAGGAGGCGGUUUGGGAGACGAAGGCUGUCAAAAGCAAAGGUGCGGAUGCCAGUGUGAAAGAGUCAAAGCGUCUCGUUGUCGCUGACCAUGAACAUGAUGGCAACGAGCUCCAGGUCACGCCAGGAUUCCAGACGCAUGUUGCCAGAAAGUUAGGACACUUUCUUGACAGUUGUAUUUCAGAGAUAAAGCCUCAAACUUCAUCCUGUUUAGAACCAGCUAAAUGUAACAAAGAUGAUGAUGAUGAGGAGGAUGAAGGAUUUCGUCUGUUUUCUACAUCCGUCCCAGGAAAGAAAGCUGAAGAUCCUCCCGCCCCUGUAAGGCGUCGGCCUGCUCCCAGCUCAAGCGACAGCGAUGAUGAGAUGGAAAUGAGGCUGAAAGAGGCAGCGGUGUCUGUCAAAGAUCUGUUGCCCUCGUUGGUGCUCUCACCCCCUUCGAUGGAGUCUCCUUGCUCGGUAAAAAUGACAAAGACGAAGAAGAAAGAUACAGAGGGAGAAGAGAGCCGCGUUAAGAAGAAGAAGAAGAAGAAGAAUCAGGAGGAUGGGGAACAGGUGGACUCAGAUUCUACUCCUGAUGCUCAGAGUAAUGGUGAGCUCACAAACUCAGAACAGGAACACAUGCAAGUCAAAGUAAAACGGAAAAAGAAGAAGAAGAGGCAAGAAGGAAAUGCAGAGGAAGAAGCAUUGCACUGAUUUUUCAUUAUUUUUUAAAUGACUUUCUGCCACAGUGAAUUCAAAGAUUUAAAAUAUUUUUAUUCAAAAGCUGGAAUUGGUCUUUACUUUGUCAUUAAUGAUGUAAAAA